Eubalaena glacialis (North Atlantic right whale) is the source of this 4792-nucleotide messenger RNA. It is a transcript of the gene NMT1, whose product is annotated as N-myristoyltransferase 1. Lineage: Eukaryota; Metazoa; Chordata; Mammalia; Artiodactyla; Balaenidae. Gene Ontology annotation, molecular function: glycylpeptide N-tetradecanoyltransferase activity. The coding region runs from base 12 to 1502 and encodes 496 amino acids. Gene Ontology annotation, biological process: N-terminal peptidyl-glycine N-myristoylation. The record is from RefSeq and is a predicted model, not a curated record. The transcript has 12 exons. Gene Ontology annotation, cellular component: cytoplasm.
CGCAACUCAAGAUGGCGGACGAGAGUGAUACAGCAGUGAAGCCGCCGGUACCUCCGCUGCCGCAGAUGAUGGAAGGGAACGGAAACGGCCAUGAGCAUUGCAGCGAUUGCGAGAACGAGGAGGACAACAGCUACAACCGGGGUGGUUUGAGUCCAGCCAAUGACACUGGAGCCAAAAAGAAGAAAAAGAAACAAAAAAAGAAGAAAGAGAAAAGCAGUGAGACAGAUUCAGCCCAGGAUCAGCCUGUGAAGAUGAACUCUUUGCCAGCAGAGAGGAUCCAGGAAAUACAGAAGGCCAUUGAACUUUUUUCAGUAGGUCAGGGACCUGCCAAAACCAUGGAGGAGGCUAGCAAGCGAAGCUACCAGUUCUGGGACACGCAGCCCGUCCCCAAACUGGGGGAAGUCGUGAACACACAUGGUCCCGUGGAGCCUGACAAAGACAACAUCCGCCAGGAGCCCUACACCCUGCCCCAGGACUUCACCUGGGAUGCCUUGGACCUGGGGGACCGUGGUGUGCUGAAAGAACUCUACACCCUCCUGAAUGAGAAUUAUGUGGAAGAUGAUGACAACAUGUUCCGAUUUGAUUAUUCCCCCGAAUUUCUUUUGUGGGCUCUCCGGCCGCCUGGCUGGCUCCCCCAGUGGCACUGUGGGGUUCGAGUGGUCUCGAGUCGGAAACUGGUUGGGUUCAUCAGUGCCAUCCCGGCAAACAUCCAUAUCUAUGACACAGAGAAGAAGAUGGUGGAGAUCAACUUCCUGUGUGUCCACAAGAAGCUGCGUUCCAAGAGGGUGGCUCCAGUCCUGAUCCGUGAGAUAACCCGGCGGGUGCACCUGGAGGGCAUCUUCCAAGCUGUUUACACUGCCGGGGUGGUAUUACCAAAGCCUGUUGGCACCUGCAGGUACUGGCAUCGGUCCCUAAACCCACGGAAGCUGAUUGAAGUGAAGUUCUCCCACUUGAGCAGAAAUAUGACCAUGCAACGCACCAUGAAGCUCUACCGACUACCAGAGACUCCCAAGACAGCUGGGCUGCGACCAAUGGAAAAAAAGGACAUUGCAGUAGUGCACCAGCUCCUCACCCAGUACCUGAAGCAGUUUCACCUCACGCCAGUCAUGAGCCAAGAGGAGGUGGAACACUGGUUCUACCCCCAGGAGAAUAUCAUCGACACUUUUGUGGUGGAGAAUGCAAACGGUGAGGUGACCGAUUUCCUGAGCUUUUAUACACUUCCGUCCACCAUCAUGAAUCACCCGACCCACAAGAGUCUAAAGGCUGCUUAUUCUUUCUACAACGUUCACACCCAGACCCCUCUUCUAGACCUCAUGAGCGACGCCCUCGUUCUUGCCAAAAUGAAAGGGUUUGACGUAUUCAAUGCACUGGAUCUCAUGGAGAACAAAACCUUCCUGGAGAAGCUCAAGUUUGGCAUAGGGGACGGCAACCUACAGUAUUACCUUUACAAUUGGAAGUGCCCCAGCAUGGGGGCAGAGAAGGUUGGGCUGGUGUUACAGUAACCAGUUGCCAGUGAGAUUCUGGAUAAAGCCACUGAGAAUUCAAACCAGGAAAUGGAGCCCCACCACUUGUUGGUCCAAUUUUCACAAACGUGAGAAUCCCUGGCAAAGGGACCAGAACUGAACUGGCUUUACAAACCGCCACUGAACUUGAUGAUUGUAUUGCAAUGGCGUAGGCUGCGUGAUGUCACCUCUGGCCGUGUCUCUGGUCUCCCUGUUUUCCAAUUAAUCACAUCAUUAUGCAGCCAUGAUCAAGGGAAUGUAACUGCUGAAAACUAGCUCGUGAUUGGCAUAUUAUGGAAUUAACGGGUGAAUAAUAAAAGUAUAUAUAUAUUAUAUAUAUAUAUAUAUAUAUAAAUAUUUUAAAUAUCUUUCAUGUUCCAAAUGUACAAGGAUGUUUGGUCUCUAAUGAAAAACUGAAUCCAGAUCAUUCCUCAAAAUUAGAAUCUCAGGCCAGUGCCAGACAAACACAUUGGUACAGUGAAUUGUUUCCUUCUGAAAGCAGGCAUUGACUUUUCUUGGGGGAGCAGGAGAAAGAGGAUGUGGGGAAUAUUAUCCAGUUCCCCUCUGAAUCAGCUGGAAUAUUGGCUUCAAGAAGGCGGGGUGGGGUGGAAGGGCCGUGCAACCUCUGGGGAGAGCUCGGCUCUCUUAGAAUGGCAGGUGGAGUCCUGGCUGGGGCUGACGCAACUCAGAGGUUUUCCUGCAGGGGCCACACCUUUUCUGCAUCCUGAACCUGGGCAGCGGGGAUGACCUGUGGAAGCGGGUUUCAUGAAUCCAGUCCCUCUUCCAAUCCUCUUGGCCUGCUCCCUGUAGGAAGUCAUCCUGCCAACUGAUUUUUAAAUCAGGGCUCGUUAGCCAGCUGUUGCCAACCUUAUGUUACGGGGGUAAGUCCCCUGUGAGAUUAUGUUUUUCCACUGCCUGGGGUGACUGGCAGUUUGAAGGGGACCUUUGACCUCCUUGUAGCAUCUGGAUCGUUGUGGAGACCACAUCAGUGCAAAUCCUGCUUAGCUCAUCUUAGAGCAAAGAGCCAGGAGGACCCUGAUGCCCCCAGGGUGGUUGGGCAAGGAUGGCGUGGGGCCGAUGAUACUCAGACCUCCAGCCACCAGCCCUUGGCCUGUGCCUUCCAACCCAUUAGCCAUCUCUCAUGCUCCUUUCCAAGACACACAGCCUGCGAGUAGCGGCAAGGAGUGGUGGUUAGACGCCGAUCUGGACUUGGCGACAGAAAUGAUUUCCUGUUGUCGUUGUCUGAGUCUGGUUUUCACUGAUGAUGUUUUGUGGAUUUUUGUGAUGGUGGUGGUGGUUGCUGAUGCUGCCGGUGGCCCCCAAAAUAAUGGAGCCUCUGGUCACAUGGCUGUCGUGUAGGCAUUCCUCAGUUGUGCUCAGCCAAGUGGCUUGGGGAGGAUUGGGCUGUGAAUUGUCCGCAGCAACCCAUGUCCAGGCUUGUGUGUAACUUUUGCUCUAGGAGGAGGUAAAUGGUGUGGGGUGGGGGGUUUCCUGGCUGCUUUCGCCUCUCAGCUACUUGUAGAGGGAAGGAAGCCUUAGCCCGCAGGCCCGUAGGGCUGUGUUGCAGGCUGUGGGUUUUGGUGAGAUAUGCCAGAGGCUGAUUCUGCAGGGUCCCCAGAGCUGCCCCUGCACACGCAGGGGUGCUGCCAGCUUCCCGCAGACGGCUGCUGGAGCCAGCAACUCCGCUGAUUGGCUUUUCAUCAGAGGCCUCUAGGGGCCUCCCUUCUCCUUGUCGUCCCUGUGCUGCAAACUGCAGGCACUGAUCAUGGCUGACCUUUGACUCCUUGACUCCGAGAUGCCCAGACCAAAGAAGCUGCUGUUCUUAGCAAGGUGUGCACUGCAUUCCACGGACGGCGGGAGUCAGAGAGGCAGGGCUCGCCCCACAGCCAUCGGACACACAGCACCCCAAGGCCCAGAGCAGCCCGCCCUGUGCAGGCUUCUAAGGAUGUCAAAGAACAGAGUGCCCAACUCUCCUACCUUGGGCAGGACCUGGAACUUGGAAAAGCUCCCUGCCACAGGCUUGGUCAGCUCGGGGCCAGGUCCCAGCCUGAGCUGCCUCUGAAAUUUGAGGUGCACGACAGCGCCGGGAGUGAGCUUUGCCUUGGUGACUGAAGUCAUGGAAUGGAAACUGUGAGGCCCGUGCCUACUCUGGAAGAAACAGAUUUCCUGGAGAGGUCCCAAUGUCUCCCUCCAAAACCCUGCGACUGCUCCUUGGACUCUGCCGUUGUCUUCUGGUAGGGACCCUGCCGCCUUCAGCGCCGCCCAGGUCUGCAGGAGUCGGCUCGGUGGCUGCUGUUAGUCUCCUUUUUGCCCAAACAGUCCCUGGGUUCUUCACUCAACUCCUUCCAGGACUUCAGGUCAGAGAGCUCAGAGAGAACCAGUGCUUGGGGUUUGGGGCCUUGCAGGAUGGUGGACCCGUGGCUGGCUUGAACCCAGCGAGGGAAAGGCCCCGGGGCCUCCAUACUCAUCCGUGGGGACCUGCCUUGGGCAGCUGCUCUUGGUGGGCUUCCCGGGUGUGGCCCUUGCCCUCUGCCUCCAGCGCUGGGCUCUCGGACUCCAUGUUCCAGAUGUUUACUCCUGCCUUUGGAUUGACUCUGCAUUUGACCCCUGACCCUGUGGCACAUUCCCACGGCCUCCUGUCUCUGUAAGGAGAGAGCUGAGGAGAAAGGAGGCCUCAGCUCUGGACUGAGGUCUACUCCAUAGGGCUCGUUUCCCCCACGCGUGCCCACUUCCAAAGACGCGGACGUCUGGUUUGAAGGCCAGCCCACACCAAGCCACUUCAACACCUAGGUUUAUGGAAAAUUUAUGGAAAAUUUCAGGCCUUGCCUGCAGCUCCCUUCUAACUGCCGUCACAUACUUGCUGAAGCCCAGGGUGGGUGUCUUGAAUUCUUUGCCCAAAGAUGACCCGAAGGCCUGGAUAGCUUCACAGAGCUACAGCCUGGGAGAGGGUGGUGCCAGGCCGGGGGAGGGGGGGGUGGGCAGGAGCAUAUUUCUGGCCGGUGCCUCCUCACCCAGGGGCAGCCUUCUUGAGGCCUGGCCCGCCUGCCCCAGAACCAGAGGAGAGCCAGGGCUGUGGUUUACUACUGCAAGGUGGCGGCAGGCCUGCAAACAGACCGUCCCUAGGGAGGCUGUGGGGAAAAUUUCACUCAAUUCAGUGCAAGAAUAUUGACUGCCUGCCGGCAGGGUGCCGCAUCCGGGAACAGGGAAGUGGGAAGCUUCACCUUUCUGUCUUGGCUUUUCUCCAGGCUGUGGGAGGGGCAUCCAUUUCCGGGGUGGGGGGAGAAAUGCCA